Xenopus tropicalis (tropical clawed frog) is the source of this 3353-nucleotide messenger RNA. RefSeq names its product uncoupling protein 3 (mitochondrial, proton carrier) (gene ucp3). Lineage: Eukaryota; Metazoa; Chordata; Amphibia; Anura; Pipidae. The transcript is spliced from 6 exons. The coding region runs from base 1340 to 2269 and encodes 309 amino acids. Gene Ontology annotation, biological process: transmembrane transport; proton transmembrane transport. The record is from RefSeq and is a predicted model, not a curated record. Gene Ontology annotation, cellular component: mitochondrial inner membrane; membrane.
UCAAAAACUAUAAGAAACAACUAAUGAAGACCAAUUGAAAAGUUUCUUAGAAUUGGCUAUUCUAUAACUUACUAAAAUUAACCAUUAAAUGGGAGUUUUAAAAAGCAGAAUAAUGUAGCAGCUCAAGCCAUUAGUUACCAGUGACCCAGGGAUUCCAUAUGUGUCUGGGUGAGUCGCCCCCCCCUACAGCCAAUGGAUAUACAGUAUAUAUAUAUAUAGCUGAGCUGAGGAUUCUGGGAGCAGCUGUACAAUAGACACAAACAAUAUAAGAACAAUGGGAGGAAUUUGUUGUUUUCUAUAUUUAGAGUUUCCCCUCGGGUCGGGAUUCUGAGAUUGUGGAGUCGCCCGACCUGUUUCUGAACCAGCGAAGCAAUUAAUUCAGUUUAAUUCUAGCGGCAAACGAGGGGCCGGAUGGAGAUGUUAAAAAAUAGGGAGAGUUUCCCCUUUAAUACUAACAGAAAAAUUGCAGUUGGUAUUUUUCAUUUUUGAGGUUCUUGAGUUAUUUAUACAUAUUGUUGCACAACUCUCCAGUUUAGACUGCUUUGUGGUUGCUAGGGCUUAAUUGACCUAGCAACCAGGCAGUGGUUAGGAAGUAAAAAAAACAGGUGAGACCUGAGCAGAAAGAAAAGCAAUAGAGAAUAAGAACAGCAAUAAAACGAAACCCUGGGUCAGUGACCCCGGCAACCAGGAUGGAAAGAAGCAGAAAAGAAAAGCAAAUAACGUCCAAUUGAAAAGCUGCAUAGGAAAUAAGAAUAACAAUACAACUAAACACUCAGGGGGUCAGUGACCCCAGCAACCAGGAGCAGUUCCCUUGCAGGCUGUAAAGAAGCAGAGGGGAAAGGCAAAUAAAGACUGAAAAAUACUAAAAGGUUAUUUUGAAGGUGAACUUCCCCUUUAAAUAAGCAAAUAAAGUGCAGCUUUUUUGUCGUCCAAGGGAAAAACUCAUGAAAUGAUUUUGGGGAUUUAGUUUCCUCAUUAGACGGAAUUGGGCCCCGGGUGCCCCCCCCCAACCCCCAAGCACUGAGCUAAGGAGAUUGUGCAAAUCAUUGGCCUCGUGUGGGAACAUGUGCAAGUGCUGAGCGGGGUAGUUACGCAACGCAGCGCCCUGUAACCGUCUGUCUGUGCUCUGCCGGCUCUGCUAAUAAUCAGCUGGUACCCCCCUCUCCUGCAGCAUGGCAGCUCCCACCCAUACAUAUAAAUACCCCCCUACUGGGCUACUUAUCCCCCCAGUAAGUGACCCAGUGGAUCCCUGACACGUGGAUAUGUUUGUUCCUGUAGGAGAUUCCCUCGACCUUUCAUUUUAGAGCUGAAAUUCGCUUGUUUGACUCAAUAAAGAGAGAUGGUUGGACUGAAGCCCACGGAGGUGCCACCAACCCCACUGGUCAAGUUUGUAGGCGCCGGCACUGCGGCCUGUAUAGCCGACUUAUUCACCUUUCCCCUGGAUACUGCCAAAGUACGACUACAGAUACAAGGAGAGGGGACAUCUGUGAAGGACACCAAGGUUCUUCGUUACAAAGGCGUUUUUGGCACAAUCAAAACCAUGGUGAAGACGGAGGGGGCAACCAGCCUGUACAAUGGGCUAGUGGCCGGCCUACAAAGACAGAUGAGCUUUGCCUCCAUCCGGAUUGGUCUCUACGACUCUGUCAAACAGUUUUAUUGCCGCCAAUCGGAAAGUUCCGGAGUCGCUUGCCGGCUGCUGGCCGGAUGUACCACGGGGGCCAUGGCCGUCACCUUGGCUCAGCCGACCGAUGUGGUGAAAGUCAGAUUCCAGGCGCAUAUUAAAGUGAUGGACGGUGAGCGGAGGUACAAUGGGACUGUAGAUGCCUACAAGACUAUCGCCAAGGAGGAAGGACUUCGGGGACUCUGGAAAGGGACCAUCGCCAACAUCACUCGUAACGCCAUUGUCAACUGCGCCGAACUGGUGACCUACGACCUCAUCAAGGAAACGAUUCUAAAUCAGCGCCUAAUGACGGAUAACUUGCCGUGCCACUUUGUUGCUGCCUUUGGUGCCGGUUUCUGUGCCACGGUGGUGGCUUCGCCAGUGGACGUGGUUAAGACUCGGUACAUGAAUUCCCCCGCCGGCCAAUACAAGAACGCGCUCAACUGCGCAUUUAUUAUGCUGGUGAAAGAGGGGAGCGUCGCUUUCUAUAAAGGGUUCAUGCCGGCUUUCCUAAGACUCGGAUCUUGGAACAUCGUCAUGUUUGUCAGUUAUGAACAGCUAAAGAGAGCCAUGAUGAUGGUCCAUGGUUCUUGGGAGGCUCCUCAUUAAAUAGAGGCCCGAAUGUAUAUUCAGAAGCUUUAUGAGAAGAAGACUGGGACCUUGGAAGAGUCUUCAAGUGAAGACAUUGACUCCCAAUGAGGACAAACUGGUCAAGAUGAUUUCCAAAGUCAUCCUUACUCUACACAAAAGCCUAUGGAGAAGGACCUUCUGCCUUUAGCUAUAGUUGCACGGUAAUUGAGGUUGACACAAUGAUGUCAAAAAAUCAAGUUCAACCCUGAGGAAAAAAGGCCUAUAAGUUGAUCCAAAACUGGAGGAACUAAUAGGAAGCAAAAGAUCCGCAGAUGCCUUCAGCCUGAGGCCUACACAAGUCAAUAGAUGAGGGUAGGAACAUGUAUCAGUCUUUGUAAAAACCAAAUGUAUUGAUUCAAGUUUUGCUACUGGGCAUAUUAUGGUCCACUGGUGGCUGAUGGAGCUUAUAUGAUGUACAAUAUAUAGAGAGGAGCAUUGACCAAUGAGCAAAGUCAAUAGCAUGCUAUGAAAUGGCUUUAGAUUAAAGUGCCUUAAUACCCCGUACAAGCCUGGUAGAUGCCAAAGGCAGCCGGGAGGAGAUACAGGUUACCAAGGUGAUCAUUGAGUUUGUUUAGUAUCUGAGACUCAAUGAUUGGAACAAAAAUCAGGUGACCAUCUCCAGAAUCCAAUGGGGCUCUCUAGUCUGUCACAGCAGCCGAUAUAGGGAAUUUAGGAGCCUAAUGUGGCAAAGGGGUCCCCAUUGUAACCUGCUCUGUCUGGUCUAAUGGCCAGGAACUUGAACCCAUAUUUGCCCAGAACAGACUUACAAACAACUGGACCCUUCCCUGCCCCGUGGACCAAUCGAAUUGCUGAGAGUGAUAGGAUUUAUAGUUGAACUAAGUACUGUAUUUGCCCCAGGCGUGUUCCUACUUACCCCCUGAGUGGCGCCAUGCCCGUGGGUCUAUAAACCAUUCCAUAUAUUGGGAUCUGUUAUCGACAACUUUGGGACUUUUAUAGCCAAGCUCCUAACUGGACAUUCAAUAGGAAUAUGCUAAUCUGCUGAUGUGUUUGGUGCUGCAAAGGCUGCUGGGACUGAGAAAUAAAUGCAAUAUUACUAAUUACA